Hibiscus syriacus is the source of this 1586-nucleotide messenger RNA. Its product is annotated as reticulon-like protein B18. The transcript is spliced from 7 exons. The record is from RefSeq and is a predicted model, not a curated record. Lineage: Eukaryota; Viridiplantae; Streptophyta; Magnoliopsida; Malvales; Malvaceae. The coding region runs from base 85 to 1392 and encodes 435 amino acids.
UUCCUCGACUUUUCUCUCACCGAUUCCCGGAAAUCUAGCUAGCUCGCAAUAAAUUCGAAGAAACACCAGCAAUCUAUUCGAAUAAUGGAUCCCAUUUCGACCCCACCUUCGAACGCUCAGUCCAAAUCAGUUUCUCGUCUAGCAAGAAUCGGCUACUCCUCCGUUGCUGGAUCCGGAGAACGAGAAAGACCCAAUCUCCCACUUCUCUCUUUGGACCACAUUUCGCCUUCCCCCAAGAAAGUGACUACUCCAGCUUCACCGUCCCCCCUUUCUCUUAGAUCGUCUACCAGCUCUUUGCCUCUCCACGAACUUCUGCUUCUCUCCCCUGGUUCUCCUCUGCGAAAAUCAACAACCCGACUCACCGAUAGGAUCGAAAUGGCGGAGGAAGUUUCCGCGGCCGAGCAAGGUGGUGGUUAUCGUAGGAAUCGCAAAACCAGGGCUGCUCAGACGGGUGUUUUGGGAUGUGGGACCCCUAGGAAUAGUAGAAGGUCGAGGAGGAGGAUGGAGAUGGAGUUGAGAGAUGAGAGGGAUUUGAUUUUGGGGGAGGAGAUGGUGAAACAAAGGAAAAGAAGGCAUAGCGGGAAACCGAAGAAGGAGAAACCCAGUUUGGUCCCUUCUCUUCCUUCUUCCAGUUUGUCCCCUAAAGCUGAUGAUUGCGAAAAGAGUAAUCUUGAUCGGAUCGGGGAGAUGAUUACUGAUAUGGUCAUGUGGACGGAUGUUGCAAAAUCAAGCCUCUGGUUUGGAUUCGGAUGUCUUUGUUUCCUAUCUUCUUUCUUUACCAAAGGUGUUACUUUUAGCAUUUUCUCUGUGCUAUCGCACAUUGGUCUUCUAUUUUUAGGCGUUUCCUUCUUCUCCAACUCAGUGUGUCAUAAUGUUGAGAAGAAGAAUGAAUUCAAUCUGAGGGAAGAAGAUUUUCUGACACUAGCUAAACUGGUACUUCCAGCAACAAAUCUUGCAAUUUCAGUGAUUAGAAAACUCUUCUCCGGGGAACCAUCCAUGACCCUCAAGGUUGCUCCAUUGCUGUUCCUCGGAGCCGAGUAUGGCCACAUUAUAACCCUGUGGAGACUUUGUGCAUUUGGAUUUUUCAUCAGCUUCACCAUGCCAAAACUGUACUCUUGUUACUAUAGUCUAAUAAACCAGAAGGCUGAGUACAUGAAACAAUUAGCCAUUGAAGCAUGGGGAGCUUGCUCUCGUAAAAAGCUUGUGGCAGCUUCAGCGGCAACUGUCUUUUGGAAUCUCUCUAGUGUAAAAACCCGUGUUUUCAUCGCAUUCAUAGCACUGGCAAUAAUCCGGUAUUGUCGGCAACAUCUACGGCAGGACUCGGUUGAAGGGGAGACUGAAGAAGUGGAACGAGACCAGUCACAGAAGGCCUUGGUGGUUGCAGGAGAGUAAUCAAAGAAAAACUAAUUUGGUUCUCUAAUCAUUCCAACACAAAUGAACUGCUGUAAUGAAGCUGGAUUUUUGCCAGUAGGCUGAUCUGAUUACUAGAAAACAGAACCACUAACAUGAUGCAUUCUUGUUUUGACAUGUGUAAGACAUUUGUUUCUUUAGUUUUUUUUUCAUUAAAUCAAACUGAGCUGGAGAGU